UGUGUUUGUAGUUCGUCUCCUUAUUUGUGACACUUCAGCUAAUUACCAACAAUGUUAUUUCAAAGUUCAUUUUCUUUUGUUAGUAAAUGUUGAGGUUCAAAUGGUGUGCUGUACAGUAUAAUAAUAUAUAGCAGAUUUUUGGCUUGAGCUUAUCAUCAACCGAAGGUCUCGUAAUGUCUGCAAGAUAUCUCCAACAAUGAUUUAAGUCGCAGUCUACUUUUGGAAUUAGAUGCAAAUGUUUAAUACUGUACUUGUUAAAUUUAGCGAGGGAGGUUCUCAUUAAAACAUGCACUUGGGUGUGAAAAGCUGAACUUAUAUGUCCUCCAUUAAAAAAUCUCUUGACAUUACCUGUAGUUUUUUAUUUCAACAGCAUUUUUUUUUUAACUGUGCUGUGAUAAUUCGACAUGGGUAAUCCUGUAUCCUCUUUAUACUGUACUAGCCAUACGCCUUGUUGUUAUUGUGUGUUCUUGUGUCUAUGAACCGAGUCUGUGUGUUCUCGCCCAGUAUAUCAUUGCACUUUUAGAAAUACUCUCUGCAUUGUUAUAACCUUAUCAUCUAUGACUCCAAGUUAGUUUCGUGUUUCCUGUUUUUUUUUUUUUUUUUAUGUUCGUAUCAUGGUUAAGUUACGUUAGGUUGGGUUAGAUUUAUUGGUUGCUUGAGUUGGCUUAGAUUGGUUAGGUUAGGGUGGUUGGUAAGAUCAGGUUUGGUUGGUUGGUGGCUUGAGUUGGUUUAGAUUGAUUAGGGUAGGCUGGUUUGUGGCUUGAGUUGGCUUAGGGUUAGUUGGCUAAGUUAUGGUUAAUUAAAUAAGACUGAAAUAUCUUGCGUAUAUUUGGCGAGACUUUCAAACUUACAUUUGUUUUACCGAACAGUUCUUUGAUCAGACCUCUAUAUUUUUCCAUGAAAUUUGGGUUUUUUUUUUUUUUCCGUCAUAUAUAAAUCACAAAAGAAAUAGUCACUAUGGCACACACGUCAGUUGAAAGUAUUGAAAUGCAGUUCUAUGAGCCCGUGGGGCGAAGAGUCAGGUUUGCCGAUGAUGAGUGCAGAGGAUCAGGAGAACUUCUCAGCACCCACACCCUUCAUUAUGGCAGUGAACAUCGACCUUCUGCCUGGUUCAACACCAUGAUAGCUCGACGAAGGAGAGGUGUAAGCCCCAACACCGAGGAAGAGGCCGUAGAUGAGAUUGCUGAGGCCAUGGUGGGGGAUGAGAAGCUUAUGUCAGAUGAUGUGGACGGGGAGUUGAAGAUGAGGGAGACGCUCCGGGAGUUAACCAAACCCUUGCGAGUGAAGAAGGAAUUACGGAGAAAGCUAACCGCCCGUCGGUCUUCACACCGCUCCGCUGCUCAAACCAUAUCCAGGAUAAAGUACCUCAAGUACAGCAUUAGCAUGUGGUGGUACAAGCUACGUCAGUCGGUGCGUGACACAGUUCAUGACUACAGUUUGUGGCACAAGGAGCUUAAAGAGAUUGAAGGGACAUUUGGGACUGGAGUCGGCUCAUACUUCAGGUUCCUGCGUUAUCUCUUCCUCCUUAACCUGGGUAUUUCUUUCCUUGUGUGUGGAUUCCUCUUGACACCUCAGCUUCUGGCUCACGCACGUGUUAAUGAUCCACCGAGCGCCAAUAAUACGGCAGCUCUGGUCUUUUUGGUCAACGACGGGUCUGAAAUGAUUGCGUCAGCCAUGCGGGUGAGUGAUUCUCUUCCCAACACAAAUAUUGCCGACCCAUCACUCACCUCCCAGAAGAGUGACGCAGAUGAUGCUGACAGUUCUACCUCUUACACAGACAAUGGGCAAUUUGGUGCUUUAGACUGGCUGACUGGGGCUGGCUGGUUUAACAACACGGAGCUUUACUACGGCACAUACUUGAACAGGAGUUUUUAUCUUGUGACGAACUUGUGGUACAACAUCCCCGAGGCUUACUUCUUCGUUAUUUUAUUGGCUUAUAUCAUCUACUUCAUUGCAAUCCGUCACAGGGUGAAUGCGCUGUACAAGAAUAAUUACAUCGACAUCGAACAUGAUGUUUCGGCCACGUUUGUGAGGAAGGUAUUCUCCUCUUGGGACUUCAGCAUCACGGAGAGGAAAGCAGCCAAACUCAAGCACAGGAGUAUCUAUAAUGAGCUGAAGGAACUGUUGCAAGAGUUCCUGAACGAGGAGCUGGAGGAGGACUUUUGGAGCAAGGUGAUUGGAUGGUCCGUUAAAUUCGUGUUUUGGGUCAUCAUUCUGACCUUGCUGGGUCUCCUGGGCUGGGCCACAUAUCUCAUGCUUGACAGUGACAUCAACAAGGAUAUAGGAAAUGGAUUUAACUUACUAGUGUACCCUUUGAUUGUGACGUGUAUCAUUAUGUUCGUACCAUCUGUAUUUGGCCUCAUAGUCAAAUUUGAGGGUUACAAAAUUCAACGCCACAGGAUUUACGUCACUCUCAUGCGGACCAUUCUGCUCGAACUGACAGUGCUGGGUGUGCUGGUGGGAUUCUGGUUUAUGCAAGCAACGGACCCUGUACCUUCUACCACAGAAACUCCUGUCACAACAGAUGAUGAUCAGUAUGAUGAUGAUGAUGAUGAUGAUGAUGAUAGUGGUGAGUUCAUAAGCGAAAAACUGAGAAGAGCUGCAGGACCUGAGAAAAAUGACGACUGUUGGGAGACGUCUUUGGGGCAGGAAUUUUACAGGCUGUUAAUCAUCGACUUCCUCAUUGCCCUCGUGAUGCACCUCUUCACUCUGAUGUUCUUUGUGGCAACCUGCAAGAAUACUACGAAGGGAAAGGUCCAUCAGUUUCUUCUGGAGUUUGACAUCAGUCGUAAUACACUCCACCUCAUAUACAACCAGACACUGCUGUGGGCCGGGCUCUUCUUCUGCCCUCUUUCACCCCUCAUUGUCCUACUCAAGAUCACCAUCAUGUUUUAUAUACAAAAGUUCAGUGUUUUGAAGGUUUUACGACCUGAUGAGCGGCCGUGGCGAGCAGCACAAACUGAGACAGUCUUCUUCGCUCUCACACUGGUCUCCCUCGUCUUGGCUGUUAUGGGUUAUGGCUUUAUCCUUUUCAGAGGCAACACCUCAUCUUGUGGCCCUUUUCAAAAUCAUGAGCCACAUUACAUAGAUUUUCUGUGGGACAUAACACAGAGUAAUGAACAAAUCAUCCUGGUGAUAAUCUCCUGGAUUCUGAAGCCUGGGGUUGUGGCAGGAAUUCUUGGCAUCCUUCUAAUCCUUGUUUACUGUGCCAAGUCCAUGGCCGAGGGACGAGCAGAGAUGAUCAAGGUAUUGCGUCGACAGUUGGAGUUAGAGGUGCGGGACAGAGCCUUCCUGCUGCAGCUCACCGAAAAAUAUAAACGAGGAGAACACAAGGUUGCUAGUCCAGCCCAAGUGAGAGCUGCAUCUCCACCGCCUUCAACAUCUGUAGGACCACAUGAACUUACACAGCGAGCAUCAUUCGUGUUUUCAGACAACAAAGUACACCCGGCAGACUCAGCCCCACGACCCAGACACUUCUCAGAUUAUUCAGAUUCACACAGCUUGGAUCGCUAUUCAUCGUAGUUCUGAACAAGUAUUAAAUAAAUAGAGGAAUCAUACAUAUAGGAAUUGUCCAGACAUUUUGAAGAUGAAAGCUGUCACCUCUAUCUUUGUUUACGUAACAUGACAGCUUCAUUAUAUGGGUAAGUCAGGAAGCUGUAGAAACUUAAAAAAAUAACCCCUGCAAACUGGUCUUAUACCAAAGUUACCUCUUAUAUAAUGUGGUUUACAGGGGAUGUGAUAAAGCUAAUAAUUUCCGCUUAGGCAGAAACACGUGAUAUUUGAAAGUACAGAAUCUUGUACGUCCAGGUAUUGUUUCCUUUAAGGCUUUCACCUACCCAAUGUUGAGCUGUUUACGCUGUUUUGUUUGUCAGCUUACAUGUUCGAGCUGUGAUAAAACAACUACAGUAUUCCUCAUCACAUGCCAGGCCUUUAACUAAGACUCGUCAUCCUAAGCGUCCUUCGUGGUUCUCUUACAUCUCUGGUCAGUGUUGGUCAUAGUCAUCCUGUGUUCUAGUGGGAAAAGUCUUGUAAGUGGUGAAGAAAGUAUACAUUGAAAUAAUUAUGAUACAUUAUUAAUGACUUUACAAUUAUUAGUUAUUGAUAAGACUGUAAUUUAUGUGAAAUAUAUAUCGUAUUUUAGAUUUGUAGUUAUUGUUGAUUGUUUGUAACUACUGUAUUAAGUAACAAAGUGAUUAUGUUCCAUGUAGACUGAUGGAUGUGGUAAAAUGGUGUUAUACUCCAGUUAGGAAAUAUUAUAUGAAAUAUAUGCUUUAAUAAUUUUUCUUAUUGAUCAGAAAUAUUGUUUGUACUUGUUACAUUUGAGAAUUAAUAAUUUGUUAUUAAAAAAAAAAAAACAUAUAUAUAUAUAUAU
Molecule: messenger RNA, 4372 nt
Organism: Homarus americanus (American lobster)
Lineage: Eukaryota; Metazoa; Arthropoda; Malacostraca; Decapoda; Nephropidae
Product: transmembrane channel-like protein 5
Exons: 20
Coding region: 958-3522 (854 amino acids)
Cellular component (GO): plasma membrane
Molecular function (GO): mechanosensitive monoatomic ion channel activity
Source: RefSeq, a predicted model, not a curated record